UAUUCACUUCGCGGUAUUGGUUUUUCCAGAUCCACUAAACGCAUAAAAUUGAGCGCAAACGCAUGCAACAGACACUCAUCAAGAUAAUUUAAAAAAGUGUGCACAACACUGCAAGUCUCAACAGGUUUAAAUUAAAAUAAGUACCAAGAUGUCAAACACAUGGUCACCACAAGCGCCAGAAUGGUCGGAAGAAGAAAAAUCACUCUUACCACUGGAAAUUGCAAAAGAAAGCCGCACAACUUUAGCAACAGUGUUGGAAAAAAGUGACAAUUUUGUCCUAAAAUUCCCAGUUGAUUCAAACAGAUGUAAAACUUUGCGAACAAAUGUUGAUAACGACACCCUUGAGAGGAACAUAAAUUCUGCUUACCCCGUUUUGCACGCGAAUAUUCUUCAAUUUUAUGCGCAAUUCAUUCUCCACAAACGGAAAAAUGGAAAUACUAUAGAAAAAGCUCUCUACAACGACAUGAAUCUCUUGCAGUUCGUUGAUAGAUUAUUGUCAAAACGUGCUGCAACAUUUAUAGGGAAACAAGACAGUUACACUUUGCUUAACGGGAAGAAAGGACGAGGUAAAUGGGAAACUAUCGGCACUUUAGCGGAAAAAAAGCCCCUAGUUUUAAAAGACUGUCUCAGUUAUGAGGAAGUAAAACUAUCGGCUUUCCUAUCAGUCAGUUCUUUCACCCACUUUGUCAAUCUUGGGGACCGCAAAAACAUGGCUAAAUACGAAACUGACCGAAGUGGAAUUCAAGACGAGGGAAUUAUUAUGGGGAUAAUUGGCCCAAGAUUGGUAAAAAACGAAGUGAUGGAGUACCAGGAGUUGGUCAUCACCGAGUCACAAAACACCAAAACUAAGGGUUACGGACAGACAGAGACUCCAACAAUUCAUCACCUUUUCGCCAAACUGUACCAUGAACAGUGUUUGGAGUGUAAGGAAAUACUUGAGAAGAAAAAAACCAACCCGAAUCGUUACACUACUUUACGAAAUGACGAGCUUUUGGACAAUGUCCUCUACCACAAACGUCUCGUUUUCACAAUGGACACGUUAUUCACCGAAGCCAACCAACGAGCUUUGGAGAAAAACACCACGGCUUACAUCCACGUCGUCGGAAUUGGUCUCGGAGUAUGGAAAAAACACCCAUGUCAGAACAAACUUUUCAUGGAUUCUUGUGGCCAGAGAAUUCUAAAUUUAGGGAAGCAACUGCACAACGUCAGCGAUAUUUGUUUUGCGUACAUCCAACAUAAUGCCUGUUUGAGUUACAAGCAUGGGGAUGUUAUCCCGAUUGAAGGACAUCCCUUGAAAGGGAUCAGGGUUCAUAUUUGCAAACGGGAACCUCACGCUAAACUAACAGGGCGAGACGAAGGAAAAUUGCUCGUUGUUUCGUAUGCCUGGGAUGGAAAUGCCUUACCAGGAAACGAAUUCUGGAUUGGGAAGUUGGGGAGUAGCGGUGAUUCAGCAGCUGCGUCCUCUACCCAGAUCACGGAACUUCAUAAUCCGUUUAUUAACCCCAAUGUAAGUUCUGGCAAUUUGAGGGUAGUAAAGGACGGUAAAGUGGUGGGACUGGAGGAGUAUGCGGCCGAGGUCAGACGCCAAAAGAAGAGGAAAUUGGAAAAUUAGGGAUUAUUUUGUUGUAUUUUAUAUCUAAUAAAGUAUCUACACGAGUAUUGUUUUUAA
Tribolium castaneum (red flour beetle) is the source of this 1669-nucleotide messenger RNA. RefSeq lists its product as uncharacterized. Bases 149 to 1612 code for a protein of 487 amino acids. The transcript is spliced from 2 exons. The record is from RefSeq and is a predicted model, not a curated record. Lineage: Eukaryota; Metazoa; Arthropoda; Insecta; Coleoptera; Tenebrionidae.